Molecule: messenger RNA, 4363 nt
Organism: Cuculus canorus (common cuckoo)
Lineage: Eukaryota; Metazoa; Chordata; Aves; Cuculiformes; Cuculidae
Gene: BORCS5
Product: BLOC-1 related complex subunit 5
Exons: 4
Coding region: 116-706 (196 amino acids)
Biological process (GO): lysosome localization; positive regulation of anterograde synaptic vesicle transport; organelle transport along microtubule
Cellular component (GO): BORC complex; synaptic vesicle membrane; cytoplasmic side of lysosomal membrane
Source: RefSeq, a predicted model, not a curated record
GAAGAAGAGGGAGGAGGAGGGAGAUCCAGGAGAAGAAGAGGGAGGAGGAGGGAGAAGGAGAAGAGAGAGAGGAGGAGAAGGAGGAGGAGAGAGAGGAGGAGGCGGCGGCUCCGCCAUGGGAGCGGAGCAGAGCGCGGAGGCCGAGAGCCGCCCGGGCGAGCCCAGCGGCUCAGCAUCUCCAUCACCAGCCAAGCAAAGGGCGAAAAUGGAUGACAUUGUGGUGGUAGCCCCAGGAACACAGUCCUCCCGGAAUGUCAGUAAUGAUCCAGAUGUCAUAAAGCUUCAGGAAAUCCCAACUUUCCAGCCCCUUUUGAAAGGACUCCUCAGUGGGCAGACCUCUCCAACCAACACCAAACUGGAAAAGCUGGACCCCCAGCAGGUGCUGCAGCUAUGUCUCCGGUACCAAGAUCACCUUCACCAGUGUGCGGAAGCAGUUGCCUUUGAUCAGAACGCACUUGUGAAGCGGAUCAAGGAGAUGGACCUCUCUGUGGAAACUCUUUAUAGCUUCAUGCAGGAGCGCCAGAAGAAGUAUGCCAAGUAUGCAGAGCAGAUCCAGAAGGUCAAUGAGAUGUCUGCUAUCCUCCGCCGUAUACAGAUGGGCAUCGACCAGACGAUCCCGCUGAUGGAGCGGCUGAACAGCAUGCUGCCAGAGAGUGAGAGGCUGGAGCCCUUCAGCAUGAAACCCGACCGGGAGCUAAAGUCUUAGCUGAUCCAGCAGGCUCUCCCUCCUCCCAUUCCGUGCUCCAGCAUUCAGCACAGACAUGCUUCCAACAGGCUGGACUGGCAGAUGUUUGAAGUGGAUGGCAGUGCUGCCUGACUCUGUGCCAGGGCAUUGGAGGAAGAGCAGUGUCAGCUGCCAGAACUGCGCAGCCAGGAAUCCAGAGGCUGCCCUGGUCCUGUCGCCUGGAGAAGAUGAUUUACCGUUCUUUCAUCUCCCUCCUCUUGCUCUCCAGUCUCCUUUACCACCACCACCGCCUGUGCAGACAUUUGUUUCAUUGCUGUGACUAGAUUGGGGCUUAUGGAGGAGGAGUCUUCUUUCAUCUGAUUCUUUUUUUUACUAGAAAAAUUCAAAGGGAUACAGGGUGUGACAAACCCGCUAACAUGGUUUUUGCACCACUGGGGUUUAGACAAUUAGAUGGCUGGCAGGUGUUUCAGAGCUCACCCUGGCCUUGGAAAUACAUGUGUUUUAUAAGUGGAAAUGCAGGACCCAGGAGCUGGCUUAUUAAAAUCUGCCUGUUAUCAUAAUUAACAUGGUUUGCAUGGCAGGGUUUUGGCAUGUCCUCCUUGAGGCUCCUGUUUUUAUAGGCUCACUAGUUUAUGAGGCUGUAAAGGAGUAACUGUACCAGAUAUGUAUGUCUGUUAAUGUUAAGCGAGCCUUAGUGUUCAUCUCCCUCUUGCUCUGGAAAUGUCCCCGUGCCCCAGCUGGUGGUGUUUCGUGUCCCUUGCCUUGCACAGUGAUUCUGACAGGCACUGGCACCAACUUACUCACUUUGCAUCCCACAAUUGGACACGACAUGUCUUUUUUUAGUUUUAUUGAGACACUCCAGUUAUGUUGGUGCUGUCUUUUCUACCAGAGGGAUGCAGGUGUUUCUUUACCUUCAAGUCUAUGGUGUUGGAGGGGAAAGACAUGAGAAGUCCUUUGGGUCUUUGCAUUUGCUUAGCUGUUGUCGUGCUGAGAGCUCGCCAGAGCGCGGUGUUUAGUGAAUGAAAUCCCAUGGCGCUUUGGGACUGCAGUUGGCAAACUGCCCCAAAAGCAACAGGAUGCUUUUUGCCUCUCCCAAGCAGAGAUCCCUGCUGGAAGGCAGGCAGCAUGUCCAUGCCACUCGGGCUGGCUUGUAGGCCACUGGUUUGCUGCCAAGUCUGCCACUGGUCUGCUGGCUGCAGGCAGUUUGCAGCACCUCCAAACUUUGGGUUCUCCCCAUAUAAAACAAGGGGAUAUUUUACAUCCUGCUGUAAAAAUAUUAACGCAUCUAGAAACGGGGUUUAACAGCCUGCAUGACCAUUGUGUAGCAGCUCGUCUGCAGGAGGAGGAGUGUGAAGCCAAAAGCAAGGAGUUUGCGGGGUCAAGGGUAAGUUUAUCUGUGUUACAUUAGUCCCAGGAUGCUGUGGCUGGUGAGGAGGCUGAAGUGUGCCCAUGAGCCUCUAGGAUGGUUGUAUGUCAGGAGUGCAAUUCCAGUGGUGAAGACGGCCCUCUUUGAGAGAGUCACUGUGACAACCCAUCUUCCAGUACAGCAUAAGGCUAGGUGACUUGCGAAAGGCAACUUGCCUCAAUACCUCUUAGUACUUAUGAGUACUUAAUCAGCAAAAGGUUGUCUUUGAGCAUUUGGGAAUAAGAACACAAUAGUUUUUUUGAUGGAAUUAAUUACUGUGUGGUGGCAGGAACCAACAAGCUGCUUUCUUUUUGUAUUCCAAAAUUCCGUGUGGCCUGGAGUGAAUUUUUGUGAUGCAGACUGCAGCCAACUUAGAUGUGUAUCUGUACCAUAGCGGUGAUUGGGACUCUGGAGCCUGCUGAACACUGUCUGAAAGCAGAGUCCUAUAGAAAUUGAACCAUCUGGAAUGAUGCCCUGGGAAGAGCGAUUGACUACUUGAGAGGUGGUGAGGAACUCAGCAAAUUCUCUAGUAAAGGCAGCAGAGUGGGGCUGGCUGUCUACUGCUUCCACCCCAGAGUUGUCACAUGGUUAUAUAUACACAUAAGCGUAUACUGUAUAUUGCACAGGCUGUAACAUCAAGUUUCCAUCCUUGUUUGUUCCUCCUGCAGUAUUUUACACUGGGUUUGUUAAGAGCUUACACAAGACUUAACAACCCAUGGAAACGAGCUUGUCAAGGCCGUGCCCAUGAAGGGUCCUCAUUGUCCGUUACGGAAUAUGUCUUUGCCUCCUGCUAUCAGACAGACCAGAAUAUUCAGCAGCUUUAAAUAGCAGCUGCAGGCAUUUUUGUCCUCCUUGUCCAGAUGAUGCCGUCUGGAAGUUUAGAAUGUGCAACAUUCACCCGUCUGCCAGACGGCAUCAUGAAUGUCCCACACCCUGGCGGGCUAGAAGGCUAUACCAGUGGGAAGAUCCUGAUACUGGAUCUGGAGUCAGGGGCUAGGCUGCAGAUGCUGUCUCCUGUAAAGCUUCUAGACGUUUGGCUUCAUGCUAUUAAGUAUCAGAUCAAAGCAUUGCUACUUGUGGUGCUAAUGAGGGCAACCGAAUAGUAAUUCUGUCCGAAGGCAACAGGAACGAGAGCUGUAAAUCAGUUCCUUCCUUAUUUGCUCUAAACCACCUAGGCACUGGGCUGAUAAGGGGAGAAAAUGCUUGUUCCUAUGAAGAGUGACCUUGAAGCUUGUGGUUAUGCUGCUGGGCCUCCCAGCUAGAGCUUUCUGAACAGCAAAGGGUAGGUUGUGCAAAACGUAAUAGCUUAAUAGAAAGAAAUCAGAGCUGCAGUGCAAAGGCUUCCAAAACACGCAGGUCGUUACCUUCUUUCCACAGGUGAUGAAGUCUUGUACAGGUACUGUAAGACACCAUGCACCCUCUAACUGUUCUCAAAUGAUGGUUUACAGUUUUAUUUAAAACAUUGUCACUGGCUUCAUUAACUGUAAGUCAGUCUUUGGACCUCUCACUGAGGGGAAGACAUUUCCUGCCACGUAGUCUUGAGCUGCUGUUUGUUGCUUCGUUGUUCCUCAUUUGCUUUGCUCUGCACGCUGCUUUCAGCUCAUCUCAGAUGCAGGUGAUACUCAAGGCGAGACUGUUGCUUUACUCCCUAUCCUGCUGUUCAGCAGGAGAUUUGAGAUAUGACUGGAAUUACCUUUCUGCUUAUGAAUUUCCUUUUCCAAGCCUGACACUAUUGGAGAAGGCCUCGGGUAUCUCUCAUGAAUGUACGAGCUGUAACUUCUACAGCAAAGUUAAUGCUGUGAACAGAGAAUAAUCUGGUGUGCUCCACUGAAAAGUAAUAUUUCUUCCGUUUUUUGCAUUCUGAGGUGAUGCAAAGCUGGGGUGGGGUCUGGGGUGCAGGCUAAGCUACUUGAUACGAAAUUUCCUGAAAAGCUGGAGAACCAGGUGAGUCUCUGGGGCUGUGGAUCUCUGCUGGCUUAAGUUGCUCUGGUUCUUCCCCUGACUCUGCUGUUGCAAGCCCUACUUCAUGUUGCCACUGGUGCUUCUUGCAUCCUACCCUGGGUCUGUGUGCUACAUGUGCAGAAGAGGUUGGCUUUGUUACAUCCGUUGUUUUUGUAAUUUGAAUGCGUUGACAGGGUGCUAAAGUGCCAACCUAUCUGCAGGACAAGUGCUGUGAAGAUCUGUUGAAGGGGACAGAAUAUAAGUCUUGUUUUUUAAAAAAUAUAUGUAUUUUAAAUUAAAUAUAUUUAAAUAUAUUUAAUAUUUAAUGUGUA